CCGUUACAGCGCGUGCUCUGCUUUCUGUAACAGACGGUGAUGCUCGAGAACAACAUUCCAAUUGCGUGCACCAUACGAAGUGCGUCACAGAACGAGACGAAGCGGCAGUCUUCUUCACCAAUGCAUAACAAUCUUCUUGUAGCCUAUCAGCUACUUCCGUCAUCUCCUCGCAAUCUUCUAUUUGCCAAUGAGUUUCGACUUGUUUGUUAUUGGUUGUUCUAGUCUAUUGUAAUAUCUUCUGUGUUCGAAGACAAAGUAAAUGCUCGCGUUACGCCCUCUCGAUUAUUUCAUCGACCGCGCGUCUUGAGCUAAGAACGAACGCUCUUCUCGCUCUAGCACCAGCUCUCGCUGGACUCGUGCAUCAGGCGCUACUAGCCCUUCACGGAAAUCCGGUGGAACUCACUACAAGCAACAAGUGUAGCCGAGAUUUGAUUGUUCACUCUACAUGAUUGUUCCAAAAAUGUCUUCAAAGCGGAAGAAUCAUCCCACAAAGCUUUCAACGGAUGUACUAAAUCAUAACAAUGAGGUCGCCCCAUUAAAUAAUGAAAAUGGUGACGACAAUUCUGGAAGAGAUGCUGACGAUGAUGACUAUGACUCAUCUGCAAAUUCCCCAGAUAUUCCAGAUAACACCAAUCCAAAUCGGAAUUCUGAACUUCUUCAGAGGCUGAGUUACUCUAAACACGAAAACGGACCACAGGAUUCAAAAAGGGGAUCUCGGGAUGACACCGAAAUUGAUUCGUGCGACAGUGGAAUAAGGGACUUUGACUCAAAACCAACUUCCAGGCUGCUGCACAACCGAAAGCGACGACUUUUACAAAGUGUUUCUUCAGAGACCACAACAGAUUCAGAAUGUGACUCCGAAGGUGGGCAUAGCAUUGUUGAAGGAGGAAGUCAUGGACCUUCAGAGACAAGCCAGUCACCCCAACCAUCUCCCACUCUAGAGGGGUUGCGGCCAACUAAUGGACCCCAUGGAAAGCGCUCAAUGGACGAUGUUUUGAAGCGACUUGCUUCGAAGAUGAACACGAGUGCUACACUGAAUGACCAGACUACAGAAUCCAAUAUUUUAAACAACUGCCACAAAAGUAUUACCAACGCUGGUUCCAAACGAUCGGACUCCAUUCCUCAAACCUCUGUGGUGAAAGGCCAAGACCGCUUUCUAACUCAACCUGGCAGAGAAGUCAUUCAAACAACUUUAGCUGAUGAAUCUUUGAAUGAAAAAGAACGCCGUCUGAACGAUAUGAUAAACCAGCUUCAAGAACUCAGAGAGCAGCUCUUAAGCCAACAGAAGUUAAUUAACCAGUUUGAUGCUGAAAGUAGCGAGGAGAACGAUAAAAUUCAACAGUGGCAACAGGAACAAAUCCAUCGCCAACAGCAACAGUUAGUCCAACAACAACAAAAAAUCCUGGAACUCCAGUCUUCUUUAUCUACGCUCCAACCAUGGGUGUCUGGAAAUGCGUUUAUGGGCUCUAUGUCAAGUAGCCCUUUGACCCCUAAUCGUCUCGGAUCAGGAGAUCCUAGCCCCACGUGUGGAAAGGUACCUAACAGAACCCCUACCCCAGGGAUCUCUGAUCCUGCUCCUGGUAUGGAAGGUCCGCUCAAUCUCACUAAACCCAAGACAUCAGGUAGCAAAAGUAACAGGUUCGUAGCUUCUGGUUUUUUGUUGUUGUUCUUUUGA
Messenger RNA from Limulus polyphemus (Atlantic horseshoe crab), 1675 nucleotides. Its product is annotated as transcription factor SOX-5-like. Lineage: Eukaryota; Metazoa; Arthropoda; Merostomata; Xiphosura; Limulidae. Bases 446 to 1675 code for a protein of 409 amino acids. The record is from RefSeq and is a predicted model, not a curated record. The transcript is spliced from 5 exons.